ACAACGAAAAAGUAGGAUCAUCUUCUUAGUUCUUUCCAUUUGCAAGUCACCGUUACAGCUCCGAUCAGGUUUUGUUCGCCGGAAACCAUGCCUCAGCAGCCCAAGGUUCUCAUCAUCGGUGGGACUGGUUACAUCGGAAAAUUUUUAGUAGAAGCCAGCGCCAAAGCAGGUCAUCCAACUUGUGCAUUGGUCCGCGAAUCUACGCUCGCUGACUCCGGCAAGUCUUCGAUCAUCGAUAAUUUCAGGAGCUUGGGUGUCAAUCUCGUUACCGGCGAUAUCUUCGACAAUGAGAGUCUGGUUAGGGCAAUACAGCAGGUUGAUGUGGUGAUAUCCACCGUUAGUCGUGCUUUGUUAUCCCAUCAAGAUAAGAUCAUAUCUGCCAUCAAACAAGCUGGUAAUGUUAAGAGAUUUUUUCCCUCGGAGUUUGGCAACGAUGUAGAUCGUGUUCACGCUGUGGAGCCUGCAAAACGGAUGUUUGCUGCUAAGGCUGAAAUUCGUAGGGCUAUAGAAGCAGAGGGAAUCCCCCAUACAUUUGUUGUUAGCAAUUUCUUUGGUGGCUACCAUCUUCGCAACUUCUCUCAACCAGGAGCCACAGACCCACCUAGAGACAAAAUUAAAAUCUUAGGGGAUGGAAGUCCCAAAGUGGUUUACAACAAGGAAGAAGAUAUUGGGACGUACACCAUCCGAGCCAUAGAUGAUCCAAGAACCCUCAACAAGAUCUUGUACAUUAGACCUCCUGCUAACAUCUACUCGACUAAUGAUCUAGUCUCACUGUGGGAGAAAAAAAUUGGCAACAGUCUUGAAAGGACCUACGUCUCAGAGGAGGAGCUUGUGAAGAACAUCCAAGAGACUCCAUUUCCACUGAAUACAGGAUUAGCAAUUAGUCACAGUGCUUUUGUGAAGGGAGAUCAUACCAACUUUGAUAUUGAACCAGCAGUUGGAGUAGAAGCUUCAGAGCUGUAUCCAGAUGUUCAAUACACAACUGUGGAAGAAUAUCUCAACCAAUUUGUUUAGAAAUGCCCACCCACCCUCAAACCAAUUUGAUCUUUACUUUGUUUAAUACAGCAGCUCUGCCCUUCAUAUUUGUAUAAUGCAAAAAUGAUGAAAACAGAGGCUUUUGUAGAUAGCCUCAGGUUUUUUUUCUUUUGCAGACUAAUUCUGAAAUAAUCUCGUCUUUGAUUCACUUCA
Messenger RNA from Benincasa hispida (wax gourd), 1188 nucleotides. Its product is annotated as phenylcoumaran benzylic ether reductase POP1-like. Gene Ontology annotation, molecular function: oxidoreductase activity. NCBI's taxonomy places the organism in Eukaryota, Viridiplantae, Streptophyta, Magnoliopsida, Cucurbitales, Cucurbitaceae. The record is from RefSeq and is a predicted model, not a curated record.